CUUUGCUCACUCUCUUUGUCUUUUCUUUUUCUCAGUUUAUAACUUUUUAUCCAUCUACAUCAUAAAGGGUCUCUUGGAAAAUCGCAGAGUUAUGGACAGUGUCCUUUGAAACUCCAAACAAAUAAAACAGCUCAUAGUAGUAUAGUAGUAUUAUAGUAAAAGAUAGCCUCAAAAGUACGCUAACCCACUUCCUCUUUUCAUACAACUAAAUUGGAAAUUGCUUCUUCCUGAUUAGUUUUGCUUUCAUCUGCUUGAAUGUGUCUCCGAUUUCUGAAGGGUCUUUUUGUGUGACAAAAGGGUAUUAUGCUGGAUUGGAAAAAAGGGAAAGUGAACCCAUUUCUGAGUAACAUAAGGGCAAGGCUAAAGACAAGACCGAUGCCCUUGAAUAUAUUUCAGGAUAAAGAUGGAUUGCCUCGGAUUAUAUUGACUGAACCAACUGGCACAUCAGCAGAGGUGCUUCUAUAUGGAGGGCGGGUUGUUUCUUGGAAGAAUGAACGCAAGGAAGAACUGCUUUUUAUGAGCAGUAAGGCUAACUCGAAGCAAUCUAAAGCAAUCAGAGGGGGUAUAUCAGUCUGCUUUCCACAGUUUGGAAAUCUUGGUUCACUAGAACAACAUGGAUCUGCAAGAAACAGAUUGUGGUCAUUGGAUAGGGACCCUUCACCUCUACCUCCAUCAGACAAUCAGUCCUCAGUGGAUUUGGUAUUAAAGUCAGCAGGAGUUGACUUAAAGACCAGGCCAUCUAGUUUCGAGUUUCGGCUUCGCAUCUCUCUCAGUGCUGGCAAGCUCACUUUGAUCCCCAGAGUCAGAAACACUGAUAAAAAAACACUUUCUUUCACACUGUCAACAAGCAACUAUUUAUCUGUAUCUGAUAUCAGUGAAGUGCGUGUUGAGGGAUUGGAGACACUUGAUUACUUUGACAAUCUGAUGAACAAAUCAAGGUUCACAGAGCAGGCAGAUGCAAUUACUUUUGAUGGCCAGAUGGACAGGGUGUACUUGCGCACCCCCACGAAAAUCGCCAUCAUAGACCAUGAGAAGAAAAGAACUUUUGUACUGCAGAAGAAUGCAAUGCCAGAUGCAGUGGUGUGGAAUCCUGGGUAUAAGAAGGCCAAGGCUCUUCCUGAUUUGGGGGAUGAAGAUUACAAGUUCAUGAUAUGUGUUGAUUCAGCAGCUGUUGAAACCCCAAUAAUGUUGAAGCCCUAUGAAGAGUGGAAGGGCUAUCAGGAGCUCUCUACUGUUUCAUCAAGCUAUUGCAGUGGACAACUGGAUCCUUGUAAGGUUCUCUAUGGUUUUCACUGACCACCUUAAUGGAAGAUUAGAAUUAUAAUGGACUUCAGUGUCCAAAUUAGUUAUGCACUUGCCUGUGCAUUCAUACAAUGCUGACUGCUGAGGCUAUAAUAAAGUGAGAGCAACUAAAUAAUUGAGAGAUGCUUCUUGGUAUUCAUACUUAUGUCAACUACCUAAGUUACUUGCCAUUGCAAUAUUACAGUAUUAUCCAUUGAAUUAGACAACGUGUUUGUAAGGUUCCAAUAAAAUUUUCAAGGAACGGGCAUUGCCAACAAAAAUCAGAUUAUCGAAGUAAUUUAGUACUUUCUUUUAUAGGCCCUGCA
Cajanus cajan (pigeon pea) is the source of this 1607-nucleotide messenger RNA. RefSeq names its product putative glucose-6-phosphate 1-epimerase. NCBI's taxonomy places the organism in Eukaryota, Viridiplantae, Streptophyta, Magnoliopsida, Fabales, Fabaceae. Gene Ontology annotation, cellular component: cytoplasm. Gene Ontology annotation, biological process: carbohydrate metabolic process. Gene Ontology annotation, molecular function: carbohydrate binding; glucose-6-phosphate 1-epimerase activity. The record is from RefSeq and is a predicted model, not a curated record.